This is a messenger RNA of Neltuma alba, 2193 nucleotides long. RefSeq names its product flowering time control protein FCA-like. Lineage: Eukaryota; Viridiplantae; Streptophyta; Magnoliopsida; Fabales; Fabaceae. Bases 190 to 1761 code for a protein of 523 amino acids. The transcript has 15 exons. Gene Ontology annotation, molecular function: protein binding; RNA binding. The record is from RefSeq and is a predicted model, not a curated record.
UAAAUUUUCGGAAUCCAGAUUACGUUUGUCUGGAAGGUUUCGACGGAAUCAAUCAAGUCUGAACUGUUGAACCGUUCCUAGUUUAGUUGUCGAGGACAAGCAGCAUUGCAAAGUCGAAAGCUCGCCACUUUCCUCUUCCUGAGGCCAUAUCUUCUGUAAGGUCAAGUGUUUAUUACGAAGUCUACAAGGAUGGAGAAUCUUAAUAACCACCCGGAUCAAAGAGUCACCGGAAACGGCCUCCCCCCGCCCCCUCCCCCUUCCAGUCACCCAAUUCACCCUCAUAUCCAUGAACCGUUUUUCAACCACUGCAACUUUCUACAGCCGAAUGGCCAUGAUCCUCACAUCGCCGGUAACUUCACUUACCCCCAUGUCCCUGGCCCUCCCAAUGGUUUUGCUAACCAUAAUCAACCUUAUAACCACUUUAAUCACAUGAAUGGCGAUCCAAACAACUCGUUCGGUGCUGGAGGACCUCCCUCUACCAAUGGCAACUCUGGAUAUGGUUUUAACCAUCCCUUGCCUCGUCCGGGGCGGAAACGAGGUUGGCAUCCCUCUACCCAAGGAGCUUCUCCAGAUCAAGUUGACGGUGCUUAUAAUGUGAAACUUUACAUUGCUCCUGUUCCAAGGACAUCGACAGAAAAUGAUAUCCGCCUGGUGUUUGAAGAACACGGAACUAUUGUUGAAGUUGUUCUUUUGAGGGAUAAGAAAACAGGAGAAAGACAAGGAAGUUGUUUUGUGAAAUUUGCAACGUUAGAUGAAGCUGAGAGGGCUAUCAAAGCUUUAAGCAAUCGAUAUACUUUCACUGGGGAGUCAUCACCCAUUGUUGUCAGAUUUGCAGACCGAGAAAAAGAGCGUCUUGGGAUUCGAGGGUUCCCCCAAAUUAUGGACAAAAAAAAUCUCUCAGAAGAGGCGGUGGACAAAGUGUUUGUUGGUUGCAUCAACAAAGAAGCUUCAAAAAAGGAAAUUGAAGAAGUAUUUUCUCCUUAUGGACAUGUGGAGGACAUCUUCAUUGCUCAAUCUCGCGGAUAUUGUUUUGUCAAAUUUUCAAACAGAGAUAUGGCUUUGGCAGCAAUCAAAGCGCUGAACAAUGCAUUCACAAUGAGGGGUUGUGAUCAUCCAUUAAUUGUUCGUUUUGCGGACCCUAAGAAACCCAAGACCGGAGAACCCAGGGUCAACCAUAUGCCUGGGAGUGCAUUUGGUCCAUGUUCUCAAGAACCAGCUGUCUGGCUGCCACCGAACUAUGGUGAUUCCACUGGAGGGAGUAAUCUGCCUAUGGCCCCACAUCAUCCCACAAUUCCACACCCACAAGUUGCUCCUCAUAUUCAAAACUGGCAACCUGCUAAUGCCAUGGUGCAACAACCAUUUCCUUCCAAGCAAGCACAUCCACAAUUGGCUCCAAUGCCCUCCCAGUCCAUGCAGGCUCAAAAGUUAUCUUCUCAACCAGUUGUUACCGAGGUGCUGAAGCAGUCGCAUCCAACAGAUUCAUCAAGUCAAAAUAUAGUAGAGCAGCAGAUAAAUACACAGCCUUCCCAGACCGGAGGCAGUCCUUGUGCUGUUGCUGGCAGUACAUCACCAAAUAUGCCAGAAAGUCCUGACGACGAAGUUUUUCCAGAGUGUGACUGGAGUGAGCAUAUCUGUCCUGAUGGUAAUAAGUACUACUAUAAUUGCGUAACUUGUGAAAGUAGGUGGGAGAAGCCCGACGAAUAUGCCUUGUAUGAGAACAAACUACAAGAGCAGGAGGAUCAUGGCUGUCCAAAUUCAUAGUUGGCAUUAUCUUCCUGACAAGUUGCUUAGAUACAGCAGGAAACAAGUAGUUAUAUCACGUCUCUGUCUUAAGGAGAAUCUAAUAUCUGAAACCACAAUUACUAUUGGAAAUGUUUCCAUUAUCUGAAGAUUCGAUCCUCCAAACAGCGGACCACCUCGGCUGCAUGAACUUUGCAAUGGCUGCUACUAUCUUGUAAUAUAUUUUUUUUCCUGUGGUUUUUUUUUUUGGGGGGGGGGGGGGUGUAGCCGGUGGACUCCUAGCAUUGUAUUUGAGAUUGAUGUUUUGUGGGUCUUCUGUUGCGGGCGGAGCUUUAGACAACAAACGGCUGGCCGAUUUUUUCCCCCCUUUCUUUUCUUUAGCAAAAAUUAUUUACAGGCAAGGAAGUGUACAGAAAGCUCGAAACUGGUUAUAAUAAUAUGUUUAGAUCCUCA